AUGACCGAAACAACAGGUUACUCCGGCAGUGGGCUUGUCCACCUUAAAAACCCACACUUGGACUCGAUGGAGGAGGACGUUCUGUAUCACUUGGACUUGGGGACGAAGACGCACAACCUGCCGGCAAUGUUUGGGGACAUAAAGUUUGUCUGCGUUGGCGGCAGCCCAAACAGGAUGAAGGCAUUUGCCCAGUUCAUGCACAAGGAGGUGGGACUGGCGGGCGAUGGGGAGGACCUGGCAGACAUCUGCGCGGGGACGGACCACUGCGCCACGUCCCGGGCUGGGCCGGUGCUCUCCAUCAGCCAUGAGAUGGGCAUCCCUUCCAUUUCUAUCAUGCUUCAUGAACUAAUCAAACUGCUGCACCACGCAAAAUGCAGAGAUGUUACUAUUAUACGCAUUGGUACUUCUGGAGGCUUAGGGAUCGAGGCUGGGUCUGUUGUGAUCACGGACACAGCGGUGGACUCCUUCAAGCCACGGUUUGAGCAGGUGGUGCUGGAUGACGUGGUGGUGCGGAGCACUGAGCUGGACAAGGACCUCGCGGAGGAACUACUCGCCUGCAGCAAGGAGAUCCCUGACUUUCCCACGCUCAUCGGCCAUACCAUGUGCACCUAUGACUUCUAUGAAGGUCAGGGGAGAUUAGACAGAGCAUUGUGCUCUUUCUCCAGUGAAAAGAAGUUAGAGUGCUUAAAAAGAGCUUAUGACGCCGGUGUGAGGAACAUUGAAAUGGAGUCCACAGCAUUCGCUGCCCUGUGCAGGCUGUGUGGCCUGAAAGCCGCCGUCAUCUGCGUGGCACUCCUGGACCGCCUGGAGGGGGACCAGAUCCGGGCGCCCCGCGAGGUGCUGCGGGAGUACCAGCAGCGGCCCCAGCGCCUGAUCGCAGCCUUCAUCCGAAAGCGCCUGGGGCCGCGCCCUCCGGCGGGAAACGCGCUUUUCUCCACCGCCGUCAUCUGCGUGGCACUCCUGGACCGCCUGGAGGGGGACCAGAUCCGGGCGCCCCGCGAGGUGCUGCGGGAGUACCAGCAGCGGCCCCAGCGCCUGAUCGCAGCCUUCAUCCGAAAGCGCCUGGGGCCGCGCCCUCCGGCGGGAAACGCGCUUUUCUCCAGCAACUGA
Molecule: messenger RNA, 1110 nt
Organism: Nipponia nippon (crested ibis)
Lineage: Eukaryota; Metazoa; Chordata; Aves; Pelecaniformes; Threskiornithidae
Source: RefSeq, a predicted model, not a curated record